AUGCUAAACAGUGGAGGAACAAGUGAUAAUCCGCCGAGAAAUGUCCACAGACAACAGGAUGGAGUCGAGACGAUGAUCGAGUCCUUAUCCCUUAUUGAUGCUGUCAUGCCAGAGGUUGUUUUAUCCCGGCAACAACAAGCCCAUAAUGCUAAAAACGCUGUUGUUAAAACAGAAUCCUCCAAUGGUAACGGCGAAGGAGGAAAUGCAAAUCACACAGAACCAAUGGAUGUUGAUUUGAGGUGGAUUCCUAGCAGCAGAUCAACAAUAUUAAGAGGUCAUGAAUCGGACGUUUUUAUCUGUGCAUGGAAUCCCACAUCAGAUUUACUAGCAUCUGGUUCUAGUGAUUCAACUGCGCGAAUAUGGAUAAUGAAUGAUAAUACUGCAAUGAAUAGUGGAAAUCAGUUGGUUUUAAGGCAUUGCAUACAGAAAGGAGGCACUGAAGUUCCUAGCAACAAAGAUGUCUCUUCUUUAGACUGGAAUUCUGAUGGUACCUUAUUAGCAACAGGUUCUUAUGAUGGAUAUGCAAGGAUAUGGACAACAGAUGGUCGACUUGCUAGUACUCUUGGACAACACAAAGGCCCUAUUUUUGCUUUGAAAUGGAACAAAAAAGGAAAUUAUAUUCUCAGCGCAGGUGUUGAUAAGACAACCAUAAUUUGGGAUGCUAGCACCGGACAGUGUACUCAACAGUUUGCUUUCCAUACAGCCCCUGCUCUUGAUGUGGACUGGCAGACAAACACAAGCUUUGCCUCUUGUUCAACUGAUCAAUGCAUUCAUGUAUGCAAGCUUGGUGUUGAAAAGCCCAUAAAAACAUUUACUGGGCAUACGAAUGAAGUCAAUGCUAUAAAGUGGGAUCCACAAGGAAUAUUGCUAGCUUCCUGUUCUGAUGACAUGUCUCUCAAAAUUUGGAAUAUGAAGCAAGAUACUUGCGUCCAUGAUCUCCAAGCACACAACAAAGAAAUAUACACAAUUAAAUGGAGUCCUACUGGUCCUGGGACUAACAACCCAAAUAUGAAUCUUAUUCUUGCCAGUGCGUCUUUUGAUUCUACUGUUCGCUUAUGGGAUGUAGAACAUGGCUCUUGCCUGUACACAUUGACCAGACAUACAGAACCAAUCUACAGUGUUGCAUUCAGUCCAGAUGGAAAAUAUUUAGCAAGUGGUUCAUUUGACAAAUGUGUUCACAUAUGGUCAACACAGACCGGUCAAAUAAUUCACUGCUACAAAGGAACUGGUGGUAUUUUUGAAGUUUGUUGGAACUCAAGAGGUGACAAAGUUGGUGCUAGUGCUUCUGAUGGAAGUAUUGUUGUCCUUGAUUUGCGAAAGAUGUGAAAGUAUUGAAUUGUAUUACAAUCAAGUCUCAUUGUCAAAGCAUUUUAUAAACUUUUAUGAAAACUAUGAGCUCAUUGUAAAUUGUGUUCAUUUUAAAACAUGUAGCUAAUAUUUAAUUUCUUUACUAAUGCAGAGUGGUUGGAAAAUGUGUGUACCCCUUUUUACUUUCAACAUUAUAUUAAUGUUGUUUUUGUUAUACAUUAUCUUAGAGUCUUAAGAGUCAUACACACUGGUUAAACACCAUUCAUGUCUUAACACAGCUGAAUCGCACACCGUAUUCUUGCAGAUAGUUUACGCCAACACAUCUCAGAACUCUAAAACUCCAUAAAACAUCUGAGAAUGUGACUCAGAAUCUAUGUAACAGCAUGUAUGGUGUUUUCCCGAUUUUUAUAACUCUUAAGAUUUCAAGGUAACUGUGUAUUAUUAACAUUCAACCAUAGCUAAUGUAAUAUUGAAAAUAAAGUGCGCCCACUUUCAAAUUACUCUGUACAGUGUUUUUGAAUUGUAAUUUUCAUAUGAAAUCUUUGCAUUAAAAGAAAAAGGAAGGAAAGAGAAAAGAAAAAGCAUCAAUUCUGAGUUGAAUGUUACUGCAUUAUGAAUAUCUCCUUGGACACUUGAUUAGUUUUCAGAUUUACUUCUAAGAUAUUUUAGAAUUGAAUUUUUAAAUAUAUCAUGUUAAGGAAAGUUGAAAAACUUUAGAAUUAACACAUUUAAAUGAUUUUGAGAUAAAUGACAGUGACCUAUUU
Messenger RNA from Uloborus diversus, 2072 nucleotides. RefSeq names its product F-box-like/WD repeat-containing protein TBL1XR1-A. Gene Ontology annotation, cellular component: histone deacetylase complex. The transcript has 13 exons. Lineage: Eukaryota; Metazoa; Arthropoda; Arachnida; Araneae; Uloboridae. Gene Ontology annotation, biological process: regulation of transcription by RNA polymerase II. Bases 1 to 1326 code for a protein of 441 amino acids. Gene Ontology annotation, molecular function: protein binding; transcription corepressor activity. The record is from RefSeq and is a predicted model, not a curated record.